AAUGUUGCACUCACCAUAGCAGCUCUUUUUUUACUACUGGAAGGGUGUCCUUUUGCUUCCACAACAUGUCUCACAUGUCUCAACAAUCUUUCAAACAAUCAACAAAGUCUGUCCAGUAUAGCAGCCAUGGAGGAGGGCAUGGAGGCAGUCAAUCUGGAGGUGGCUAUCACUGUGGUGAUGUAGGCUUUGGUGGUGGAGCUGGUUAUGGGGCUGGCUAUGGUGCUGGAGGUAUUUGUGGCUUUGAGGGUGGUGCUGGUGGUUUUGGUGGUGGCUUUGGUGCAGGUGGUGGCUUUGGUGCAGGUGGUGGCUUUGGUGCAGGUGGUGGUUUUGGUGCAGGCGGUGGCUUUGGUGCAGGUGGUGGCUUUGGUGCAGGUGGUGGCUUUGGUGCAGGUGGUGGCUUUGGUGCAGGUGGUGGCUAUGGUGGUGCCUCAGGUGGACUGCACCUUGUCAGUGAGAAGGAAACCAUGCAGAACCUUAAUGAUCGCUUGGCCACCUAUUUGGACAAAGUCACUGCACUGGAGGCAGCCAAUUCUGAGCUUGAACGUAAAAUUAAGGAAUGGUAUGACAAACAAAAAACUGGGACCACACCUGGAGAAGCUGCAAAGGACUACUCCAAAUAUUACAAAGAAAUUGAUGACCUUAUAGCUAAGAUCAUUGCAGCAUGCAAAGACAAUGCAACCUUUGUAUUACAAUGCGACAAUGCUAGGCUGGCUGCCGAUGACUUUAAGCAGAAGUAUGAAACUGAGAUGCAUCUUCGCCAGACAGUUGAGGCUGAUAUCAAUGGUCUGCGUAGAGUCAAGGAUGAUCUUGCCCUUGCCAAAACUGAUCUGGAAUCCCAGCUCCAGAGUCUCACCGAUGAACUGGCUUCUCUCAAGAAGAAUCAUGAAGAUGAGGUUAAAGUUGUUAAAGUGGGUGAUGCCGGUACAGUUAGCGUAGAAAUGAACGCAGCACCAGGUAACGACCUGACCAAAAUCCUGAAUGACAUGAGAGCUCAGUAUGAAGAACUAGCCAAGAAAAACCGGGCAGAAAUAGAGAAAAAAUUUCUGACUCAAGCAGCUCCAAUCAAAGAAAAACUACAGGAAGACGUCAAAGAAGAUACCACAGUCAAGACUCAAAUUACAGACCUUAAGAGAUCACUCCAGUCUCUGGAAAUUGAGCUUCAAUCGCUACUUUCCAUGAAAAAAUCUCUGGAAAUGCAAUUAGCAGAGACCGAGGGAAGAUUCUGCAUGAAAUUGUCACAAAUACAGGAGACCAUUGUUAGUUAUGAGCAGCGUUUGGAACAGCUCAGAGCCGAGUCCGAGUGCCAGAAAGACGAGUAUGAUCAGCUCUUGGAAAUGAAGUCUAAGUUGGAGGCUGAGAUCAAAACAUAUCAGUCCCUUCUGGAUAAACUGGGGGCCAUACAAGUCACCCAAGGACAAAGUCAAGGACAAAGUCAAGGACAAGGUCAGGGACAAGGUCAGGGAACAGGCGGAGAUACUAAGAAACCUUAAAGGCCGAAAAACAAAUCUGAACAAACGCCGAUCUGAACGAAGGUGGAAGUGGAAGAAAAAAAAGAAAGAAGGGAAAAAUCCCAGGAUAAAUCUAAUUUACUAAUGCAAUAUAGAUAGCGGUUUGGUUCAUAUGUUCUUUGUAUUUCGGGACUGCUUUAGAUUGGGGAGUGAGCACAUAUGUUAAAACAAUUAUUGACUCAGCCUCAGUCUCAUGCUGUUUCUUGUUGUCUCCUUUCCUUUGCAUAGUCUCUGCAAUAAACUAUUUUCUGAUGCAAGUUAAA
Molecule: messenger RNA, 1771 nt
Organism: Xenopus laevis (African clawed frog)
Lineage: Eukaryota; Metazoa; Chordata; Amphibia; Anura; Pipidae
Gene: krt53.L
Product: keratin 53 L homeolog
Exons: 8
Coding region: 66-1490 (474 amino acids)
Source: RefSeq, a predicted model, not a curated record